Messenger RNA from Fonsecaea pedrosoi CBS 271.37, 1734 nucleotides. RefSeq lists its product as uncharacterized. NCBI's taxonomy places the organism in Eukaryota, Fungi, Ascomycota, Eurotiomycetes, Chaetothyriales, Herpotrichiellaceae. Gene Ontology annotation, biological process: transmembrane transport; nucleobase transport. Gene Ontology annotation, molecular function: nucleobase transmembrane transporter activity. Gene Ontology annotation, cellular component: plasma membrane. The record is from RefSeq and is a predicted model, not a curated record. Bases 1 to 1734 code for a protein of 577 amino acids. The transcript is spliced from 2 exons.
AUGGAUCCAGUCCCUCCAAGGUACCAGACAUGGACUUUGUGGACGUGGAUGGCAUACUGGGCAACAGACACGAUCAACCUGGGUACCUGGGAAACGGCCUCUUCUGUGCUCGCCGUGGGUCUGAAUUGGCGCGACGCAAUCCCCAUCAUGGUUGUCGGUACCAGCUGUGUGGCUAUCCCCAUGGUCCUCAAUGGUGCUAUCGGAGCCAAAUUGCAUAUCCCCUUCUCGGUCAUUGUCAGAUCCAGCUUCGGAUAUUACUUUGCCUACUUCUGCAUCGUCUCUCGGUCCAUCUUGGCCAUGUUCUGGCUUGGGAUCCAAGGCGCCAACGGUGCACAGUGCAUUACCCUCAUGUUGACCGCCAUCUGGCCGUCGUACGGGCACAUUAAGAACCAUCUCCCCAGCGAUGCCGGCAUCACAACGCAGGGGAUGAUUAGCUAUUUUCUCUUCUGGAUAAUUCAGCUCCCGCUAUUGCUGAUCCCUCCGACGAAGCUGCGCUGGCUUUUCAUCAUCAAGCUCGUCGCCGCGCCAAUCACUGCAUUGGCCACUCUCGGCUGGAUUGUGCACAAGGCAGGAGGUAGUGGUGCCAUCUUCUCCCUCCCCGAAACAGUUCAUGGCAGUCAGCGCGCCUGGCUGUGGUUGUCGUGCAUGUCGUCGGUCACAGGUUCUUGGGCCACGUUGGCCUGCAACAUCCCCGACUUCAGUCGCUAUGCCAGGAGCUCCCGUGGCCAGUACAUUCAGCUCCCUUUCCUUCCAGCCAUAUUUACAGUUUGCGGUGUGAUGGGCAUUGUCACCACCUCUGCCUCCAAGGUCCUUUAUGGGGAGUUUCUGUGGAACCCGUUGGACAUUAUCGCCCACUGGCUGGAUAACCCAGGUGGCCGUGCCGCUGCCUUUUUUGCCGCGCUCUCGUGGUAUAUUGCCCAAGUCGGCACCAACAUCACCGCGAACAGCAUUUCGGCCGCGAAUGACCUGACGGUUCUCUGUCCCAAAUACAUCAACAUCAAGCGUGGUUGUGUUAUCGCAGCUCUUGUUGGUGGCUGGGUCAUUGUCCCGUGGAAGAUUCUCAGCUCUGCAACGACCUUUUUGGCCUUCAUGGGUGGCUAUGCCGUGUUCCUUGCACCCAUGGCUGGUAUCAUCGCCUCUGACUAUUGGAUUGUCAAGCGACAACACAUUGAUGUGCCUGCUCUGUACGAUCCUCGUGGGCGGUACCGGUACAACAUAUAUGGCAUCAAUUGGCGAGCGAUGCUGGCCUUUCUCCUCGCCAUUGGGCCUUGCAUGCCUGGCCUGGCGUGGAGCAUCAACAACAAGUCGAGAAUCACGGCGGGAGCGCAACACCUGUAUUCUUUCGAUUGGCUCUAUGGCUUUGUGACCAGCAUCUUUGUCUACUCGGUGACGAGUCACUUUUGGAAGCCGACGGAGCAGAUCGUGGCACACACUGUCUACGGCAUCCCUCAAGACCCUGAUGAGGAAGAGGCGUACGAAGAAGCGUAUGACGAGAAGGUUCUCCGGAAGGACAGUCUCGUGGGCAACCCAAAGAGCUUUGCCAAUGUAGGAGGGAUCGACGACAUGGGCAGUGCCCUCCACUUUCGACGGUCUCUUGACGAGACUGCCAGGGAGAGUCUGGAGGUGAUACGAGCGAGUAGGGCGAGUCAGGGUGGUCAAGGGCCACACCAGCCAGGGACUGUCCCCGCUCAUCUGAAGGGUGUUGACCCGGAGGUGUUGAAGCAAACGGUUUAA